Molecule: messenger RNA, 3730 nt
Organism: Prosopis cineraria
Lineage: Eukaryota; Viridiplantae; Streptophyta; Magnoliopsida; Fabales; Fabaceae
Product: putative disease resistance RPP13-like protein 1
Exons: 2
Coding region: 280-3114 (944 amino acids)
Biological process (GO): defense response to other organism
Molecular function (GO): ADP binding
Source: RefSeq, a predicted model, not a curated record
GCUUGGGUAUCACCGGGCCAUUUGAUCUUCCGCAUAAGACUUUUUCGUUGAUUUCCUUUUUUUGGGCGAGUUGUCUGUACUUCGCUCACUCCCAAUCUCAUCCCCUCUCCUUCUCUCUCACACCAGCGCUUGAACCCUAACCACCCACCGCCAUCAACAUCGCCUUAGGUGCUACUCGUUGCCAUACCACCCAUAUUGCCUUCUUCCAUCUGUUUCGAAUUUCUUCCUGCGCUGCUGCUGGAUACCUUCUGUCUUACCUUAUAUCGAAAUCUGAAAACCAUGGCUGAGUUGGUGGCUGGAGCGUUGCUUACGUCUUCCAUUCAGUUGGCUCUUGAAAGAUUGGCUUCUUGUGACAUUCUUGACUUCUUCCGUGUCCGAAAGAUCCAGGAUGGCUUCUUGCUGAAAAGACUUGACAUUACCCUUAAUUGCAUCGACAAAGUUAUUGAAGAUGCUGAGGAAAGGCAAUACAGAGAUCCCCCUGUGAAGCGUUGGCUUGAUGAGCUUAAGGAUGCUGUGUUUCGGGCUGAGGACCUGAUGGAUGAGAUUGCUACUGAGGCCUCUCGACAGAAGCUGCAACUGCAAUUUCAUCCCGCAACUGGUAAACUACAUAACUGCUUUACUUCUAUUGUCAAUCCACGUGGAAAAAAAAUUGAAUUAAGGAUCAAAGAAUUGGUUGCUCACCUUGAGUUCCUUGCAAACAUAAGGGACCGGCUGGGUUUGAGAGAAGUCUCUGGAGUUCCUAGGAAAUAUUUUAAAAAAUUACCAACAACAUUUUUGAUAGACGAAGCUGAUAUCUAUGGUCGUGAUGCUGAUAAAGAGAGAAUAAUAGAGAUAUUACUAUCACCGAACAUGGGUGGGAACCAAGGACCCGUAGACGUGAUUGCCAUUGUCGGCAUGGGUGGGGUGGGGAAGACAACCCUCGCACAUCUUGUAUACGAAGACCAAAGGAUGAAAAAUAAAUUUCAGCACAGGGCUUGGGUGUGUGCUUCAGAAGAAUUUGAUGUUGUUCAAGCUACAAAGGCAAUCCACCAAGAACUCAAUUGUUCCACUGCAAAAUCAGAUGACUUGACCUCGUAUCAAUGUCAGCUAAACGAGAAAUUGAUGGGUAAGAGUAUUUUUCUUGUUCUUGACGAUGUAUGGAAUGAGAAUCGUCAAAUUUGGGAGGCCUUCCGAACUCCUUUCAAAGAUGCAGCUCAAGGAAGUAAAAUUCUUAUAACAACCCGUUAUAUAAAGGUAGCAGAAGUCAUGCACUCUUCCCUUACAUAUCCUUUGAAACCAUUACAAGUUGAAGAUUGUUGGAAAUUAUUUGUAAAACAUGCAUUUAAUGACCAACAUCAUGGUGAAGAUAAAAAUUUUGAAUCGAUUGGUAGACAAAUUGUUGAGAAGUGUCAAGGAUUACCUCUAGCAAUAAAAACAUUGGGAAGUUUGUUGUAUACUGAACAUUCUUGUCAAUAUUGGGAUAAGAUUUUGCAUAGUGAUAUCUGGAAUUUAUCAGAGGAUGAUAGCAAUAUAAUACCAUCUUUAAGAUUGAGCUACCAUUAUUUACCUUCAAAUCUUAAGUGUUGUUUUGCUUAUUGCUCCAUCUUCCCUAAAGGUUAUGUCAUAGACAAGGAUGUUCUAAUCCAAUUAUGGAUGGCAGAAGGUUUAUUGCAUUCCAAUCAAACAAGAGGGAGCAUUGAAGAAGUGGGCAAGGAAAUUUUCAACUCUUUGAAGUCAAGGUCAUUUUUUGAAGCAUCAAAAGAAAGCAAUAAAUACAUUAUGCAUGACCUUUUAAAUGACUUGGCAAAAUCUGUGAUGGGUAAGUUUUGUCUACGGCUAGAGGGUGAUUGGGCCCAAGAAAUUUCUAGGGAGACUCGUUACAUUUCAUUCCCAACCUAUGAUAUCAACAACUUAAAGGAUAUUUCCCUGUGCCACCAAUUACGUUGCUUCCUCAAGUUCCAAAAUGGUUAUGUAAAAGGACCAGCAAGGCACUAUAAGCAAAAGAAAGAUAAAUUGUUCAGUGUGUUUCCUCAUCUAAAAUACAUGCGGGCAUUAUCUUUGAAUGGAAGUUGCAAUGUUGAAGGGUUGAUAAAUAAUAUUAACAAUUUGAAGCACUUGCGUUAUUUAGAUCUUUCUGAGAGUAGAAUUAUGAAGUUGCCAGAUUCAAUUUGCUCAAUGAUUAAUUUGCAGACUCUGAAAUUAAAAAAUUGCUCCCUCUUGAGAAAGUUGCCAUCGAAGUUGUACAAACUCAUUAACUUGCAUCAUCUUGAUUUGGAAAAUUGUGUCAUAGAGAAGACCCCCAAAUACAUGGGACAACUCAAGCAUCUCCGGACAAUGACUCACUUUGCUGUGAGGAAACAUGAAGGAUAUGAUCUAAAAGAAUUAGGAAGCCUAAAUCAUUUAAGGGGUACAUUAACUAUUUUGAAUCUAGAGAAUGCAAGUGAUCCUAUGAAUGUCCAAGAGGCCAAUUUGAAAGAGAAGCAUUUGUAUAAACUAGAUUUGAAAUGGAGAUGGAUUCCAGAUCGCAAAGUGCCACAAGAACAGGAAGAGUGCAUAUUGAAGGCUCUUCAACCAAGUUAUAAUUUAAAACUGCUAUUUAUUGAAUGCUAUGGGGGCGUUAGAUUUCCGGAUUGGUUGGGUGAUCCUCAUCUCAAUUUGGUAUCUUUAUGUUUGUUGAGUUGUACAUUUUGUGUCAACUUGCCACCACUUGGGCAACUACCUUUCCUUGAGAAACUUAGCAUUGGGGGAUUUGAUAGAAUAACGGUGAUUGGUCCAGAGUUUUAUGGCAGUGGCUCCUCUACUACUCCCUUUCAAUCCCUUUCACAGUUAAGUAUUUGCGAAAUGAAACAAUGGGAAGAAUGGAAUAUCAGCUAUGAAGGUGCUAGUUUUCCCCGUCUUCAAGAACUUUUUAUAUGUGAUUGUCCGAAGUUGAAGAUGCCCUUACCUCAGCACCUUCAUUUAAAAAGGUUAGAAAUUCAUGAGUGUCCCAAUCUAAAGACUCCAUUCCCCAAGGCCUCUACUAUGGAGGAGCUAUGUCUACAAGAUUGUGGGAACUUGUCAGUAAGACAAACCAGCAUGGUACUUGGCAGAAGUGCUUCUGCCUCUUCGUGUUCAGCCAUAGAAUCACUUGCCUGAGGAUGGCUUUCCCACAUCCUUUAUGAAUUAAGAAUGGAUAAAAAAUGAUCUAUUGCCUUGUUACAUAGCGGCAUGCCACUAGCCCUUCUUGGUGUUCGAUAGCGGGUUUGAUUUUUCAUGCAGCCUCUUGUGAUCCAAAAUUAAAAUGUCCAUUUCUCAUAGAGGACAAGAUUUCCUAACAGUUUUCACAUCCCUCGUGUAUGCGUCUGAUGAAAACUGAUUGAAGAUCACACUGCCUUCAUAUGGACUUUCUCUUGAUAACACUUGAAAUUUGUUUGUUAUAUUAGGUAGCUUUGUGUGAUAAAUGGCCUCUUUUUAUUUAUUUAUGAAAAUGACCUUUUGAGUAAUUUGUUUUAUACAAUUAAGUACAAGUGUUUCUUAAUCAAGAUUUUAAUUAGAUCAAAGGUGAUUUUUAACCAGGCCUCCUGAGGCUAAGGCUAGUCUAGGUAGUAAGGGGUGGAAGGAGGUGUAGAUAAAGCUUCAGGCUUCAAAAUCACACGAUCUAACCUAGAAAAGAAGUCUAUCUUUAAGCACACAAUGUUUCUGUUGGUACUUAAGAUUUUGUAAUAAUUAGAACCCCUGUUUGGCUCAAUAUCAUGUGAUAUGUUUAUUGCUA